Molecule: messenger RNA, 2853 nt
Organism: Drosophila gunungcola (fruit fly)
Lineage: Eukaryota; Metazoa; Arthropoda; Insecta; Diptera; Drosophilidae
Product: colorectal mutant cancer protein
Exons: 7
Coding region: 195-2351 (718 amino acids)
Source: RefSeq, a predicted model, not a curated record
GCAAUAAACAUCGCGACUAAGCAACUCCAAGUUAAUGAAUUAAAAAUGCCUUAAGAGACUUCCGAAAAAGUGCCAUGUAGAGUUAAAACAGUGCCGCAGAAAGUGGGAAUGGAGCACCAAUCAAAAAUCAUCACCAAGCGGCCCCAACAAGGCCUAUUCUAGUCGGGAAGUCGUUGCAGCCGCCCAUCGCCAGAAUGUCCAAUGAUGUGCAGGUGGCCCGAGUGGCCAGGAUAGCCACCGAUGUGCCUCGUCGCACUGGCAAGCAGCGGGACUCCAGCGGAUUCCAGGGCAAGCACUCCUGCAGCGGGGCUGGCGAGGAUUUCGAGUACGUCUUCGGGAGCAUUUCACCGCGGGGCGGAGGCCCGAUUAGCAGGCAUCUGGUGGGAUCCUGCGACCUGGACUCCCCGGAGCACACCCAGCGGGACACAACCGAGAGCGACAACAACAUAUCCAGCUGCUCCACGCUAGACAUUGUCAACAAAGUUGAGCAAUUGUCGGUGCAGCAGCUGGAGAACCGGGUUCGGGAACUGACCCAGCGUCUGCAGCAGGCGGAAAGACAGCUCACGGAUAGCAACACUGAGCGGGAGACAUGCAACAAGCGGCUGGAAGUGGUCAGUCAGGCACACGAGUGCCGCAUCACCGAGAUGCACUGCGUCAUUGCCGAGCUAAGCAAGAAACUGCGCAGCAAGCAGGAGCACAUUAUUAUGGAGGAACAAGAACCUGAAGGCAGUGAACUAAGCUAUCAAGAGGGUUCCGUGUACAACUCCGAGCUAAACCUCAGCAAUCCCGAUGCCGAGUGCCAGACUGAGCCACUGGAGGACCAGGAGGGCGCCUGUAGUACCACCAGCGUGGGCAACAUUGCCCACAAGCCGCAGGAAUUCAGUCACAAGGGACAAGUGGAGGCACUGCAGGAGGAAGUGCUGCACCUGAGGGCUCAGAUUGCCCUGCUCCAGUCCGAAAUUUCCACGAAGGAUGCUUUCGUAGUGGAGGAGCAGACCAAGGUGGCCUUCUUUGGCUGCGAAACAGAGGUCAACGAGUGUGGGCAACGGCUGAAUGAUUUGAAUGCUUGUGUUUCCUUGACCAGCCCGCAGAAACGUGUUCCCGCCGUGCCGAAAAUGGCGGAGAGGGUCAAGUUGCGAUGCGCCAGCAAACAUGAAUCUAGUAAAGAUCCAUCGCCCGAGCAGCACACUUCAUUAAGCAACGAGCACAUCAACCUAGUGGAGCACUUGGUGUGUGAGCUGAAGGAGCAGAACCUUUUCAUGGAGAGCUUCAUGGAGCCCCUGCAACUGAGCAAGGAAUUGGAGCGACUGCAGCGGCGAGUGGAGCACUUGGAGAUGCGCAACACCAUGUUGGCACUGACUCUGGACGAGUGCAAAGAACACACGGAGCACCUGUAUCUGCUCUGCGGCAAAUACGAGUCCAAUGCAGUGGCCUUGCAACUGGCGCUGAAUUGCAGUGAUCGUGCCAUCGAAGCCUACGACGUUAUGCUAGCUCUGCUGGAAAGCAAGUUGGCUCUUUUGGGUGAGAAGUCAGCGGCGACGGAAGAGAGCCGUCGAUCGGUGGAGGCGGUGGCCAGGCAUCUGCUUGCCCGUCUGGACAGCGAGAAAAACGUUUGUGAGAAUAGUCUGGGGCCGUGGCAGCACAACAUUAACCUGGGCCCAGAGGAUGCCCCCAAAAUUGGACGUACCUGGUGUUCCGAUGACGACAAUCGCCUGCGCUACCACGUCUCAAAGCUGAAGGGACGCCGCUCAAGCGUCCAGCACACCAUCGUCAGCCUGGAGUCACCAUUUAGCGACAUAUACGAACAGAAGCGUCUGGCUUUGGAGAAAAAGCACGAACUUCGCGGCGAGGACAAGAAAUCACCCAUCGACCUAGAGACGGCCGUAAUCAUGCAAGAACUCAUGGAGCUGCGGGAUGCGAAUAUUCAGCUGAAAACUAAAAUGGACGAGGCCGAGCAGGAGCGGCAGAACGCCAACGAACGGGUAGGUGUACUCCACGAAGCUCUGAAGCAACUCCAGAUCAGCAACCGGGUCUCCUAUUCGGAGGCGGAGCACGCAGCCCUCACGGAACAGCAGUUGGUGGAGGCUUUGACGCGAGAAACGGAGCUGAAGAGCCGCAUUCAGACGCUGUUGGCCAAUGUCACCGCCUCGCAGAAGGCAUCCGACGAGAAGUACGAGCAACUGCAUCGGAAUGUGCGCGAACUGCAGAAAUCUAACCACAACUUGGGACAAAUGUUGGACCACAACAAGCGCAAGUACCAGCUGCGCGUGAGGAAGCUGGAGCAGAAGAUCGUUGACCUGCGGCUGGACCACGAACCAGGCCGCAAUCAUGUUCCUGAGACGACUCUGUAGGUGUAAGGACGUGCAUGUCGGCCCACCAGGAGGACUGUUCAACUAGGUGUGAUGCGGGCGCGCUUGUCACAUAUCCCGCUAAAGAUCUAUCCCCUUGAUCAUACCGCUUCUUUUACCUUCAAUGCAAUGCCCAUCUAAAUCGGAAACAUCCGCCCAGUAGACGCUCCUGGAUCCGACAUGACCAAGACAGUAUCACGAAUGUGCCAUGCGACUAACUUGCAGCCGGCUGGGACUAGGACUAUGUCCUCCCCCGCAGAUCGAGCUGCAGCGACUACAUACUCAAAUAAAUACAUAUUCAGAGGUGCCAUGAGCAAGGCUCCAACCUAUCCAGAUAUCCGUGGGAUUGGAGCAUCCGUCUCUGGGCCACAAGCAAUUAAACUAAGGAGUUACUCACGACGCAUACACGGGAUCCUAUAUUUAUACAAUGUAUUCGCAUUUUGCUUGUUAUAUGAAUUCAAUAUGUAUUUAAAAUUGUACAAAUUAUAACAUCUCUACCGGAAAA